GUUUAUCAAUUUCUCUCUCCCUUCUUUUAAUUUUAUUUAAUCAUCCUUUUAUCUCCCAGUUCCUCUAAUAGUCAGAUCGCCUUCUAUAGCAAUCGGAGGGACGUGAGCUCCUGGGAUUUCACGUGUCUUUGUUGAUCCGACUUAAAUUUAAGGUGCAUUAUUUUUUUUAAACAAUGUCGGUGCUAUUUCGUAAAAUAUCGCAAGUUGCUGUCAUAGGAACAGCUACAAGUAUAGGCUGGCUCUUAGGCUAUAAUAAAUCGCAUGAGAAAGUGAGGGUUGGCAUCCCAGGCAUUGAGACCGUCUCAGCAGCUAGUCAUCAAGGCAGCGUUAUUAACACACAAGUACCAGAUGUUGUCCCUUUGCCAGCUCCAAAUGCUCCACGGAUAGCACAGAUCAUGCGAUUUGGUUUUCCAAGUUUAUCAAAUGUAAGAUCACUGAAUGACUUUGUUUUGUCAUACGAUACAAGAAAUCGCAUCCCAUACUGGGUCUGUGAACACCUGACAGCAGAAAGUGUAGCCAAGAAUCCCAAUGUUGACCGAGCCAAGUGUAACUUUCACGAAGAUGCUUCAGUUCAUCAGUACUUCAGAGCUGAAAAUCGUGAUUACAAAGGGAGUGGUUUUGAUCGAGGACAUUUAGCUGCAGCUGGUAAUCAUCGCCGAUCCCAGGAGGAUUGCGAUGAAACCUUCCUCCUUUCUAAUAUGUCACCACAGGUAGGAAGAGGGUUUAACCGGGACAAGUGGAAUGACGUGGAGCAGUAUUGUCGACAGUUGACAAAGAGUUAUGCCAAUGUUUAUGUAUGUACUGGACCCCUGUUCUUGCCAAGACGUGAAGAGGACGGCAAGCUUUACGUCAAGUAUCAAGUGAUUGGCCAGAAUCACGUUUCAGUCCCAACCCAUUUCUAUAAAGUAGUUGUUUGUGAAAGCAAUACAGGAGAACUGGACCUGGAGUGCUUCCUGCUACCAAAUGUGGAGAUUGACGAUAGUGUACCUAUUGCAUCAUUCCACGUUCCUCUAGAAACUAUUGAAAGAGCAUCAGGCCUCCUUAUUUUUGAUAAACUCAAUCAAAAGAAAUUCAAGAAGAUUAAUGGUCAGAAGGUUGGAUGGUUUUAAGACUAGACGUUGACAAGAUGUUGAUAAUGACUCCAUAUGCAUUGAUGUUUUUUUGUUUUUUUUUUGUGAAAUUUAUUUAAUAUUAUUUGAUGAUGUAGAAUUCCAAUUGACUUGCCAUUGAUGUUAUGAAGAAAGUGCUUAAAGAUAUAGGAGUGAUUAAAUUAUUAUAGUUUAGUGAAAAUGAUUAUAAUUUUGUUAAUUUGUUGCAAAAAAAGUCUAACUUGUUGAUGUUAUUGUUCUUAUAAAAAUUGUUCUGAAUAUAAUGACCAAUUUGUUUUAUAUUUAAAAGCAACAUAAUCAGCUAUAUAGAAUUCUUUUGAAAUUGUUGAUUAGAUUUUUUUGUGGUUUACAGAUCAUUAUGAAUUUAUUAAUUAAUGUUAUUUCUAUUAAAGAUACUGGAUGUAUGAUAAGAAAAAUGGAAGAAAAUGAAAUAACUGAUACUAAGUAAAAUGUCUUGUCUGUGUCGGUUGUUAUAGUCAUGUGUGUUAUUUUUUUUUUUCUUCUUCUUCCUUUUACUUAAUAUAAUUUUACCUGCACAGUUGUAAAUAGUGUAAAUACUGUUACUAUGUUUUGGAUUAAUAAAAAGUGAAAUGUU
This is a messenger RNA of Penaeus indicus, 1704 nucleotides long. Its product is annotated as endonuclease G, mitochondrial-like. The record is from RefSeq and is a predicted model, not a curated record. The coding region runs from base 174 to 1109 and encodes 311 amino acids. Gene Ontology annotation, biological process: apoptotic DNA fragmentation. Lineage: Eukaryota; Metazoa; Arthropoda; Malacostraca; Decapoda; Penaeidae. Gene Ontology annotation, molecular function: RNA endonuclease activity; single-stranded DNA endonuclease activity; metal ion binding. Gene Ontology annotation, cellular component: mitochondrial inner membrane; nucleus. The transcript is spliced from 8 exons.